This is a messenger RNA of Lodderomyces parapsilosis, 1026 nucleotides long. RefSeq lists its product as uncharacterized. NCBI's taxonomy places the organism in Eukaryota, Fungi, Ascomycota, Pichiomycetes, Serinales, Debaryomycetaceae. Gene Ontology annotation, molecular function: protein binding. Bases 1 to 1026 code for a protein of 341 amino acids. The record is from RefSeq and is a predicted model, not a curated record. The transcript has a single exon.
AUGAGAGCGCUUGCGUUACGUGGCCAUAAGGCACCAAUUACAUUCAUACUACCCAUAUCGGAUGUACAUAUACUCACCUCGGAUCAGACAGGUGUUGUUACAAAGUGGAAUUUGCCAAUCAAACGUCCGGUUCUUACAUGGACGGCACAUACUGAUGCCAUAUUGACAAUAUUGAAAUGGGGCCAAUACAUAAUAACCCAUUCGAGAGACUCCACCAUCAAGAUCUGGCUAGAGGACAAACUACAAUAUGAAUUUCCUGUCAACGCUUUGAAUUUCUCCAACAUUGUCUUAUUUUGCAAUCAUUACUUGAUCACCCCAGCAACAACAAACUCAAAUAACAUUGACAUAUAUCGACUCGAUGAAGAGCCAAUUGGUAUCACGCGAGAAGUGGCCAACUUUUCAUCCUACAACUUGGUACAUGAUGUAAAGUUUGAGGACAUUGAAGGUAGAAAAGACUUUGGCAUUAUCAUGAAGAUGCUCAUCAUUAGCAAUGUGCUUUACAUUGGCUACGAGUCUGGAGAUAUAGUUGGACUAGUCAUUAGUCUACCUCAGCCGACAAUUAUCCAAAGUGCAACGUCUGCACUGAUUAUAAACAAAGACGUGAAACUCAAUCUUCAAUAUCACAAUUCGUCUCAUGUUCCUAAUCCAAUAAUCUCAUUGGCUGCAUUGAACACUACUUUAGUGUCGGGAUCAACCGGUAAGAAAGUGAUUAUCCAUUCAGAUCCAAUAAAAGUUUGCAAGUUGAAUGAAGCAGGCGUCCAAGCAAUUGUUCCAUAUGGUGGUCAACUCAUAAUUGGUUUCUGGAAUGGAGUAAUCCAGCUGCUUGAUGAAACUAUUCAGCGCCCUUUGCCUCAUAUCGACGCUGAUGAAAUGAAAACCAUAGUGAAAUUGACCUACAUGUGCAUGCAUAUCAAAGCAGAUACCCAAGAUGAUCAAAGUUACUCAAAGUUGAUAAAGCAAAAGAAAUACGGAGACUUGCUAUUAGCGGGUUACGAAGAUGGAACAAUUGUGGGAUAUACAAUAUGA